Protopolystoma xenopodis is the source of this 1110-nucleotide messenger RNA. The record is from the annotation of a GenBank genome assembly. NCBI's taxonomy places the organism in Eukaryota, Metazoa, Platyhelminthes, Monogenea, Polystomatidea, Polystomatidae.
GCGUCGGUGUACAACAACCGCACGUCGACAGCCCCGAUCUGGGCUUAUUCGGCCGACUCGGGCUACCCGGCAACGGCGACGGCGACGGCGACGGCGACGGCGACGCACUUUCCGUCUCCUCGCGUCUACUCCAACCUGGCGCCGGCCUCGGCCAACGCCUCGGCUUCCGCCUCGCCCGGCUCGCCCGCCUCCCCACCCUCGCGGCUCGACCAGCACGCACCAGCGCCCCCACAACACCAGCACCAGCACCAGCACCAGCAAAUGCACCACUUCUCGCUCCUCCUGCCCCCGGCGCCCCACCCGCCCGCCGGACUCGACAACCAGCCCGACGACCACCUGCUGGCCUCGGCCCCUGCCCCCUCCGACAGCCCCGCGCGCACGUCGCCCUCUCAGCCGCUCCGCCCACCACCCUCCAGUCGGACCGGCCUCUUGUUCGGCUAUCCGCAGCCGGCCGCCCACCUCUACCCGCCCGGCCCCGCCCCCCCGGCCUCGUUCGGCCUCUCGCACAUGCUUCACGCCGUCUGGCCGCACCAGUCCGCCAGGCUCGACCAAUCAGACGCGAGCAGAUCAAGCCAGCCCUCUCGCUUCGAUCGAUCCGACGCGACGACCGACGCGCCUGAGCCGCUGGGCAAUUGCCAACGCCGACGCGUCGAAGCGCCGACGCGGGCAGAGGCGGAGCCGAAAGCGGAGGCCGAGGCCGAGGUCGAGGUCGAGGUUGAGGUCGAGGCAGAAGCGCAGACGAAGGCGGAAGUGGACGCAGACGUAGACGUAGACGUAGACGUCGAGGUGAAAGCGACUGCCGAGACGGACGCCGAUUGGCUCGACGCCUCGCAACCGCCCACGCACGCCGGCCACGGCCGCUUCGAGUCGGUCUGGUCCGCUCGAACCGCCUAUCAGCUGCCGCCUCAUCCGCCGCCGGCCCCCCUCACCUACCCACAAACGAUGUGCCCGCCCACCCUCUCCGAACUCGGCCAGGCGACCCCCUUUGCCUGCCCCCACCCGCUCGCCGUCGUCUCCGUCACCUGCCCCGCCUACCCUCCUCCAAACUGCGACCCCCUCCGCCACCACCACCACCACCACCACCACCAUCUGCCCCCCCAAGCCCGCCGC